This is a messenger RNA of Anopheles darlingi, 4680 nucleotides long. RefSeq names its product protein split ends-like. Bases 386 to 2908 code for a protein of 840 amino acids. Lineage: Eukaryota; Metazoa; Arthropoda; Insecta; Diptera; Culicidae. The transcript is spliced from 4 exons. The record is from RefSeq and is a predicted model, not a curated record.
UCGACACAGAACCAAACAAUCGAUCAAUGGGUGUCGACCAAUACUAUUGCUCGAUAUUUUCAAACUCGACUGUCAUGCACCAGCUCGAAAUGGCAAAAGUGGAAAAAUGGAAGAAAAACAACAAGGAACAAGAAGAAGUAGAGUCGCAAAACCAAAAAUUUUUGAAAGUGCCGUAAAGUUCUAGAUAAAAAGUGUGUUUGCUUCGCGUCCCUGCAAGCGAGCGUGGGUCGGAUUGUAGCCAACCGGAGUAUCCGUAUCGGGGUACGCUGGCGAGAGGUGGAGGAUCGUCGGGUUCGCGGUCGUGUUUUUGUUGGUGCCGUAGCGUAGCGUUUUGUCGUCGCAAGUAGGGUUCCCGCGGCGGAAGCGGGGCGGCUGGAACGGCGGGAUGCGCAUAACGCGGUACUCGCGAUCCAGCGGUAGAGGCGACCGUGUUCGCUCAAACCCGUACCGCCGACGUGGUUCGGGCGGCGGCGGUCCACACGACGAGCCACAUUCGCGGGAGUACGCGAGCCUCAGUCAACAUACGCCACACUCCACCUACAGUCAGCACGGGCAUGGACGGCAGCAUGUCGUACGGCGGAACGACUGGAUUGCCACGCCGGAACGGAAAACGUCGCACCGAGACGCGAUGGUGGAGUUGGCACACGAGAGGCACCCUCGAGAACGAGAACGUCGGCGGGAAGAUGAUGCUUCGCGACGAUCGAGCCGCGAUCUCAGCUUGUCGUCCGUGCUGAGCGAAAUCAGCUCGGGCAGCAGCUGCUUCGGUACGGUGCGGGCUAGCGAAGCGUAUGGCAGUCCGGUGUACGAGGAUCUGACCGAAGACGAUCUCCGCUCGCUGGAUCUGGAAUUUGCCGAGGACGAGGAAGAAGUCGAUCUGGAGGAUGAGGAAGAUGACGAUCAGACAAUGUCGUCGGCCGGCAUGAUCGUGGCACCGCCGGUGAUCAAGCACAAGAAGCGGAAGAAAGACAAAAAGAAGAAAGAGAAGGCGAAGGAGCGGGAGCGGAAACGGGCGAAACGGGAGCGGCGUCGUCAGAAGGAGAUUCUCGAGGAGCGCAUCUGUCCACCGGAUCACGAGGUGGCCCAAUCGAAGGAAAUCUUUGCCUCGGGCCAAAACAUUCUCGUCAGCGUUAGCUUCAUUGAUAAUGAAAAGACAAAGGAACGCGAUAAGCACAGGAAGAGCAAACGGAAGAAGCUGAAGAAACAAAAGAUCCGGGAAAAGGUUACCAUUACCAAGCAGGAGCGAUUAACCGGGCACAGCUCAGGAAAGAUCCGGCGACACAGUGCCAGCUCAUCGAACGGGGAUCCGAACAUGGCGCUUGAAAGCAUAUCCGAGUCGCAACAGCAUCAGUCAAAGCCGAUGAUCGGUCUGAUGGAGCAACAGAAGCAGCAGAACUCACAGGAGCAGGAGCAGCAAAAAGAAUCGGCCAUUCAACCACCUUCGAAGAAAAAGAAACUUGAUCCGGGCGUCAAACCAGUGAUGGUGAUCGAUCUGGAACGAUCCCCGGGUGGACAGGUAAUAUCCAGCCCCCGGGAGGUGAUCGUGCUGAGUGAUGAGGAAGGCAAACGGGGUACACGGGGAAAGGAGGAAGCGAAGGCUAACGAAAACGAUCUCAGCAAUCGUGGCCCAAAUACACCUCCGGAACCGGCACCGAAGUCACCGGAUUCGUACGAUCCGUUCGAACCCACUAAAUCGUCCCCUAGUUCGGGGAUCUCGCGACACGAAAUAGGUACCUUAUCAACAAUUAGCUACCCCGACCACCACCACCACCAUCAACACCAUCAGGAGGCGGUGACGGAGGAGCCGAAGGAAGUGAAAACGGAAUUCCAUCAGCCACAUCACCAUGCGCACCAUGGACAUGUGCACCAUCAUCACCUUCACCACCACCACCAUCAUUCUCAUCACCAUCAGUCGCACCACACGCACGGCAAUCACGCUGCACCACCGGAACGGUCAGUCGCAGCGGCGGAACACGCGACGAGCGUAUCUGCGGGAUUCAACGAUGACAGCAUACUCGAUCUUCAUCCCGAGUCUCCGUUCGAAAAGCUAGACGUCAACAGUCCGCGUACGGCCAUCUCCUCCUUACCUCCGCAAUCCUUCCAUCCUUCGCCAAUGAAAGCCAUCAUUCGAUCCAUGCCGAAAAAGCUGUUGGCUGCCGGUGGGGGCAAUAGUCGCGAUUCGCGCUCACAUUCGACAGCUCCAAAGGCGAAUGCAAACUCGGGCACUACACUACACGGCGCAACGAUGAGUGGCCGACCGGGCAUCGGCCCCACGACCAGUGGGGGUGUACCGUUCGAAGAGGAGCUGAACGAUGGCGAUAUCUCACCGUACUCGCCCCGAUCGAGUGAUUGUGAUGCGCAGCUGUUCGAACCACCGCAGGAUGGCAACGGUGGCGAAACGCAAACGAUCGCACUAACGGUCGACAAUCUGCGCAAGGUGUUCGGAAACGAUCCGAAAACACUGUACGGUGAUCUGCGCAAAAGCUACCAGCACUGCUCGGUCAUAGCCGUGGACGAGAUGUACAAACCCCACAAAAUGACGAUGGAAAUGUUGGAUGAAAUUCCGGAUUCGGCCGUCGAUAUGCAGGUGAAGGAAAAGCUCAUGAAGAAGCUACAGCGACAGGAGCGCAUCGUGGAGGAGGUGAAGCAUUUCCUGAAACCACACUUCAACAAAAAGCGCAUCGACAAGGACGAAUAUAAGGAAAUUAUGCGAAAAUCUAUACCCAAGAUCUGCCACAGUCGUUCGGGAGAAAUUAAUCCAGUGAAGAUACAGGCGCUAAUUACCGCGUACGUGAAGAAAGCAAUUGCCAGUCGAAGGUUACUGGGCGGUGGUGAGAUGGGUUCCGCGUCCGCCACACCGAUGGCAAGUGUCGGCUAUGUACCAUCAACGACGGGAGCACCGGCACCCUAGUUCCGUGGGGUAUAGAAAGUGUACAGAAAACGGGCCGUGAACAGGUGCGAACAGGUGUCUUGAGUUCGGUUACCAUCAGGAUAUCCUCCGCAAGCAUUGCGGAAGCAUUGCGUCCGAUCAUGAAAUGGUAAAUGAAAAAAGAAGCGCGCAAUAGUAUCGAUCACGAUCGAUCAAUCGUGGAAUAUAUAUUUUUGUCUUAAGCCUAAGAAGUGAAUUCCGUUAAUGUGAAUCGCAUCUCAUUUAGCAUAGCGUACGUCGCGCGCGCGUGCGUACGCGAUUGUGUGUUAUUUGUGACUGUGUACAGGGCUGAAGUCCGCGGCGAAUAGCGAAACUGUGAGUGCGUGCAUCGGAUAUUGUGUGGUGUACAAAGUGGAAGGUUGAAGAUGAUAUUGUUCUGGCCAGAUUUCACGAAUGUUUCCAAUAAUAAGCCAUCCGAGAGAAAGAGAGCUAGAAAUGGUGCUGGUCUAUCUGUGCAUUGAAGAGAAUACGUGUGGCACAUGCCUAGUAGGCUAGGAGUUGAAAUCAGUUCCAAGGGGUUCGCGCGUUCGUGGUUGGGAAUGCCGGUGCCAAGUGUGUGUAUGUGAUGAGUGGGUGGUUCGUGUACUUGUGGUUUGAUGGUUGCGUUAGCAAAGAGCCAUCGGGCAGCCUUGGGUCUAAUGGGGUGAUUAAUAGGUGUGGUGGGUGCAACAGGAAGGAUAACGUAGUGGUAUAUCUGGAAGAAUGCAAAUGGUUGCUUUGUUUUAUUUUUUUUUACUACUCUCUAUCUUCGUUCAUAUGCCUUCUGAACAUGUGUGCAACUCGCGUUUCUCCUGCGUCCAACUAAUCUCGGUCGAAUAGCAGCGACCACAGAGGAGAUCAAUAGUCUGUAAAGUGUUAUGCUAGUAAUUUCUGCCUAUUAUUUUGUGAAUUGGUCGUUUCAGAAGCAGUAUCUCUCGUGUAGUUUAAGAUAAGAGAAAAAUUGAUUCCUUUAUUGGACUACCCUUACCACCUAACUGUGGACGUUGUGUUUGUGUGCCGUAAUAGGGAAAAAUGAUGAAGUUACGGCACGUGGUGUGUACUGAAAGAGAAUUAAUUUAAUCCAAUCCAUAUGGGGAGGGGUUGCAACACACGUGCAACGACAUAUUAGGAAAUAAUGCUAGUUACUAAUGCUCAGCAUCGGCAUAAGUGAGUUUAUGAAUUCAUAUUACCAACCAAACCAUUACAGGGUAGUACACCGACCACCAUCACCACCAUCACCACACAACCAACAGCCGUACCGUGUGGUUUGUAUAGAGCUGAGAUGAUGGCACACACAAAAGGCGCCGAGCGAGUAAAAUUCGCUUCUCCCUAUCGGCCAAAAAGUGGCAUGGAAAUAAAAUUGUAAAUAUUAAAGAGAACUGGUUAUACAAAUACUAUCGGAGUGCCUCAUUUCUUGCUGCCCGAUAAAUCCGAGAUAGCAAACGAAGGGCAGGGUCCAUAUGUCGGCAGAUGGGGCAGAUACCUCAAUGAAGUAUGAAAUUUCCCUUUAUCCUCUCUCUCUCUCUCUCUGUGUAACGAUCAUUUUCCUUUUAAUCCCAACUCAUGAUUUAUCUGCAGAGUAUUGUUCAUAACUAAUUCCACUCUUCUGGUUUACAAAAAAAAAUAUUUUACCCCAGGCCAUGCAGAUUGGAUCAUUUUAAGAGUGUAUACUGUUCGUUAACGCAUAGCUGGUCUUUUUUUUGCAAUAUGAAGUUUUUUGAAAAUUAUGUUCUUUUUCAAUCUUCCAAUAAUUGUAAAGCUCAUUAGCAUUUAUU